Messenger RNA from Daldinia vernicosa, 801 nucleotides. RefSeq lists its product as uncharacterized. The record is from RefSeq and is a predicted model, not a curated record. NCBI's taxonomy places the organism in Eukaryota, Fungi, Ascomycota, Sordariomycetes, Xylariales, Hypoxylaceae. Gene Ontology annotation, biological process: mycotoxin biosynthetic process. Bases 1 to 801 code for a protein of 266 amino acids. The transcript has 4 exons.
AUGGAGAAAGGCUCGACAGAAUCGCGAGAUCGCCUUCUCGGUGAAACGGAGUACAUGGACGCGAAUUUCAGGAGCUCCGAUGAGUCUAAAACAUCGAUACGCCGGUGGAUACGCAACAAUGCCUUUCUACUUGUGAUAUUUGUGCUCCUGCUAUACAUCGCCAUUGUCCUAACUAUUGACUCCGCGGCGAGACUCGGGACGCAAGAACAAUGCCUCGGAGUGGAUAAGCACUUUAGGUUACCCGGGAAUGCUGUACGGUACGAAGAGAAGCAGGAAUGGUAUACUCUUCGGGAACCUUGGAAUAAGGAGCCAUCAGACGAGCUUGAUGAUCUAUGGGAAGACUUGUUAUAUGCCUUGAAUAUCAGAGUUUCCCCCCAUGAAAUGGAACAACUUGGUUCAAAUCUCACGAAUCGUAUUCAAGUUGACGGUGGGGACUAUCUUGGCGUCAUGGGUGUAUAUCAUCAUCUUCAUUGCCUGAAUAAUCUACGGAGGAUAGUCCAUUGGGAUUAUUAUGAGUCCCGCGUGUCAGAUCUAGGCCCUACGGGUCCUUUUGGAAAGGGGCACUCAGAUCACUGCAUCAACGCAAUCCGUCAAGCCUUGAUGUGCCACGCAAAUACCGAGAUACACACAGGACAAUGGAUUUACGACCCUGAUAGGCCUCAGGCUUCGAAACUGGGAUCGCACUCGAUAACUACAUGCGUGAACUGGGAUAGCUUGAAUAAUUGGGCACGUAGCAGAGCAUUGAGAGCGGGUGAAUACACUUACAGACCUGUACCAAUCGAUGAAACCAUGUCAGAUUAA